CGAAAACCAUGUCCGCCGUGAAAAAUGUCUCCUCCUUCAGGCUCGCCUCUCUCCUCCGCCGCGAGAAUGAUCCUUCAGCCGCCAUUAAGCUUUUUCAAAACCCUGAUCCAGAAUCAUCAAACCCAAAAAGAGCCUUCAGAUACUCGCUUCUUUGCUACGAUCUCAUCAUCACAAAACUUGGUGGCUCCAAGAUGUUUCAGGAGCUAGACCAGGUCCUCCUCCAGCUCAAGUCCGAUACUAGAAUCCUCCCAACGGAGAUUCUUUUCUGCAACGUUAUCAAUUACUUGGGCCGUGGAAAAUUACCCACUCGUGCACUCCACGUGUUUGAUGAAAUGCCUCAGUACCGAUGCCAACGCACUGUCAAAUCCGUGAACUCUCUGUUGAAUGCGCUCUUAAAGUGCGGAGCUUUCGACAAGAUGAAGGAAGUUCUCUCGAGUAUUGAUAAGUAUGGUAAGCCAGACGCUUGUACUUACAAUAUAUUAAUCAAUGGGUAUUCUCAAAGCGGUUGUUUCGAUGAUGCCUUGAAGCUAUUCGAUGAAAUGGUCAAGAAGAAGGUUAAACCCACUGGCGUAACCUUCGGGACUCUUAUUCAUGGGUUUUGCAAGAUUUCUAAGGUGAAGGAAGCAUUGAAGAUGAAGCAUGAUAUGUUGAAAGUGUAUGGAGUGUGUCCCACGGUUCAUAUUUAUGCAUCGCUGAUCAAGGCGUUAUGUCAGAUUGGUGAAUUGAGUUUGGCGUUUAAGCUAAAGGAUGAGGCUUACCAAGGAAAGAUUAAAGUAGACUCAGCUAUCUACUCUACCUUGAUUAGCUCUCUUAUAAAAGCUGGAAGGUCAGACGAGGUCUCAGGGAUCUUGGAGGAAAUGAGAGGAAAAGGGUGUGAACCGGACACAGUGACUUACAAUGUACUGAUUAACGGGUUCUGUGUUGAGAAUGAUUUGGAAUCAGCUUAUCGAGUUCUGGAUGAAAUGGUUGAAAAGGGUUUGAAACCAGAUGUUAUAAGCUAUAACAUGAUACUUGGUGCCUUGUUUAGAAUCCAAAACUGGAAAGAAGGAGCUUACUUGUUUGAAGAUAUGCCUCGUAGGGGUUGCGUCCCUGAUAUAUUGUCUUAUAGGAUAGUUUUCGAUGGGCUUUGCGAAGGGUCACAAUUCGAAGAAGCAGCGGUUGUCUUGGACGAAAUGCUUUUCAAAGGCUACAAGCCUCGCAGGGAUAGGCUAGAGAGAUUUCUGCAAAGGCUAUGUGAGAGUGGAAGGUUGGAUAUUCUCGGUAAAGUUAUCAGUAGCCUUAAUAAAGAGAAUGCUGUUGAUGCAGAUUUUUGGUCGGUAAUAAUGCCUACAGUUUGCAAAGAACCUGUGAUAUCGGAACCUGUUAAUAUGUUGUUAAAAACAUUGAAAGAAGAGGGUCCUUUAUCAACAAUGCCGUAA
Eruca vesicaria subsp. sativa (arugula) is the source of this 1418-nucleotide messenger RNA. Lineage: Eukaryota; Viridiplantae; Streptophyta; Magnoliopsida; Brassicales; Brassicaceae. The record is from the annotation of a GenBank genome assembly.